GUCGGAUCUACUCCGGACUGCACAUACCGAAAAAUAUGUGGCGUUGGCCUGAAUCUGUUGGCUACACCCUGGAUCAUGCGCCGCAUUUUUACCCCACUUCCUGACCGCUGCGACUCUGGAUGCUGAGUCCUGGGAAGGGACGUACACCUAUGCGCCUAUUUGUUAGCAACGUCCGUCAGCUGAACCUAUAAUUAUAACACGGAGGCGAUGGGCCCAAAGAAGAAAUUAAGUCGAGAGAAAGAGCGUCAACUAGUAGACCAACACAAUAUUAAAUUCGAUGGACCAAUCCAACCGUCAGAAUGGCCGACUUCCUACGCGCAGAUAUUUAGAAAGGUCCGUGAUAUUGAGAAAGUGAGAUCCGACGAGUAUUGCUCUAGCCAGCGCAACGAUCUGCUCGAAGCGCAGCGGAACAGAACCUUUAACAGGGCUAGUAAUCUUGUGAAUGCUGCUUAUGAGUGUCGUAUUUCCUCGCUAGAUGAGGAGAACUGGAGGAGAAAAACUGAAGACUUUCUGUUGAAGCGAUUCUCAAGCGACAGCAAGUGCGAACUAUGCCGCAAGUAUCGCUGGAUUUCCGAAUUCCGAGUUGCAGCACCCUCCUUUGUGGCUCUCGAAACAUUCCCUGACAGCGCUCACAAGAUUUGCCUGUGUUCUUACAACCAGACUGGUGUGGUAAACCGCGAGACACUCAGAAAGCCGUUUGUCUGGCGGACAAAUGCACCGGUUGUGCAUGAUGCAAUCUCUGAGAUUGGCACUAGGCAGCCAGAUAUCAUAGUAGGGCUCACCGAGACACCUGAGCUCAAGAAUGCCUCGGAAGAAUAUCAGGGACUUGUAUUCAGCCCUAUCAAGGGGGAAGGUUGUGGUGUAUUUCAUUUCCUCAUUCUGGAAGCGAAGUCGGAAUCGGGUGGUCCCGGAUUCUCUUCUGUCGAGAUUCAGACAGCAUUCCCUAUCAAGACUGUACUCAAUGUUCAAAAGGCGCUCAACGAAGCGACAGGAAAUACAAUACUACCCCUGGUAUGGUUCUUGGCGUAUCAAGGAGACGAGUGGAGAGUUUAUGCAUGCUACCUUGAUGGAGAUAAAACGCGAGUAAUCGAUCUCUGGCACGGCACUAUUCUGAGACAUGACUGCGCUUUGCAACUGCUGCUCAUCAUUGAUUUCAUAUGGGAUUGGGCAAGAAACGUCUACCGGCGAGAGAUUUUCCGCUGUUUGGGUAUAGGCAAUCGUGUCAAUCAAUUUACGGGAAGUUCUAUUGAAAACGACAUCUUUUUUGAUUCCGACAUUCUUGACGAAGGCAGUGAUUUUGAAACAGAGAGUACUAUGAAUGCCGACGAUUUAAGCGCCACCGCUUCAGGUGUGUUCGACAUGUCUAUUUCUCCUGUUGACGAAUGCGACGAUGCUAGAAUCGAGAGUACCAUCAGUACUCCAGAUAUAAUCAAUCUAUCAACUCCUGCUAGAGAUGAUAUAGAUGUCAUCACAGCAAAUCCUGAUGGUCGACAUGAGGAGUCAAACGCCGGGCCGGUCAUUAGAAAUGCAAAUCAAGUCUUUUUCUCCUUUCGCCACCUGAUGUUACCUGAAUCCCGCGACAGCCUGAUUGAAAUUCUCGCCGCAAUCAAGCCUGGUGUCAGCAUUAUUGACAACGCCCGAUAUCUUCUAACUUUUUUAGAUACUGAGUCGGCCGUGGUCGUGACAAGGUUGUUCGUCACCGAGCUAGAAGAAUUGUGGACAGAAACGCGUAGUGGGCAGUCAGAGUUGUUGGAUGGCGCAGUAGUAGCCCAUAUUUCUUUCCGAACGUACUUUAGACCCACUGACUGGCAUCUUGUAAGACAACUGUCUUGCAUCACCGCUUCUUGCGAGGCCAUCAAUGCUUUGGCUAGCAUUGUUUGGGAUGGAUUCUCUUCGUUGUGUCGUGAACUAGGACGGGCUCCCAAACCUACCCUGGAUAUAGCGCGGGACCUUAGGUUACUAUUCGGGGCUGACUCUGCUGGGGCUGCUGCUGUGAAUCUAUGUUUAUCUCUACAGUUUGCCGAAGGUCAUUACCGAUGGAUUAAGGAAGCCAGGCAAAGCUCGAAUGCUCUCUGGGUCGCCCUCGAAGAAAAUAUCCCAGGUAUACCUCUAUCUUCCAUCUCCUUUCAUUCGAGUACCGUGAGCAUAGUGGUACAUGAUUCAUGUGCGAUUGAUACGCUAGACCAGUUCGAAAGGUUUGGCAUAGCAACGCGAUCUGACGGCGCUAUCAUCCUGAAAAGACCUAUAGCAUGGCUCCAGAGUUGCCCAAAGUAUUGUUUGGUUGUCUUUGACAACUCCGACAUCGAGGACCCAGAUAAUGUUCGUCACAAGCUUUUACAAGUGCUUUCCAAUAAAGGGUUGUAUUUGGAGAAUGGAUAUCGUAAAGAAGAAGCAGACCAAGAGGCUUUGGAGCUCUGGCUGGAGAACUAUAUCAGCUAGAUCGAUCGAGACUCAGGCACUUGGGAUUGAUUAGUUAGGUGGUUACGAUGUGAUGGAAGCCUGAAGGAUUUUUACUGGCUCUUAACAUGUUGACGCGAAUAAUAAUAGCAUAUGGGGAAAACUACGUAGUACUCCGUA
Molecule: messenger RNA, 2577 nt
Organism: Coccidioides immitis RS
Lineage: Eukaryota; Fungi; Ascomycota; Eurotiomycetes; Onygenales; Onygenaceae
Exons: 6
Coding region: 208-2439 (743 amino acids)
Source: RefSeq, a predicted model, not a curated record